AGCUUUGCAUCAGCUCAACAGUUUCCCACUUUAUCCCAACUUUCCUAUGCUCCCGGUUGGCCAUCGCAGGGCACUCUCUCAAAGCCCUCUCCCCCCGUCCAUCUCUUAGCCCAAGCACCAUACGAUCCUUAUCCUCUCCUCUCCCACCCACGCUUCUCGCUGAGAGUCUUGCGCCGUUCCGACAUCUCUCCAUGCCACACUCUGGCCUCGAGAAAGGCCUCGAGAUUGGUCUUGCGGAGCUUAUCGAGAGUGAGAAGUGGGAUCCUGCAGAGAGUAGCAGCUCAGGUCAACUACUUGACGUCAUACAAGAUGAUUACUUUGAUUAUGAUGACCCAAACUACGACCUUGAGGCUGAAGUCCUCGAAGAUGAAUCUCCAUACCCUGAAGUCCGUUCCGCCGUCGCAAAUACAGAUGACCCCGACAUGCCUGCAGGAACACUACGAGCCUGGAUACUUGGCAUUAUCUGGGCCAUGAUUAUACCCGGCGUAAAUCAGUUCUUUUUCUUUAGAUAUCCAAAUAUUACCGUGGGCGCGCUUGUUGCUCAACUAUUAUCUUUCCCUGUGGGCCGACUGAUGGCUCGAAUAUGUCCCCGCAUCAAGAUUUUCGGGCUACCACUAAAUCCAGGACCCUUUACCAUCAAAGAGCAUGUAGUGGUCACAAUAAUGGCUGGCGUCGGUGCAGAGUCUGCUUAUGCGACCGACAUCGUAGCCGUCCAACGAAUACAUUAUAACACCGUGUACAACUUUGGUUUCCAGUUCAUGGUCGUCAUGUCUACGCAACUGAUAGGUUUCUCGAUUGGUGGUAUCGCAAAGCGGUUCCUUGUCUCGCCGCCGUCCAUGAUUUGGCCUCAGAACCUCGUUUACUGUGCACUCUUCAACACACUACAUUCCCAAGUGUAUGCCGGUAUUGGGAGUCAUGGUGGAAUGAGUCGAGAGAGGUUCUUCUUUUAUGCUUUCGCAGGUGCAACACUGUGGUACUUCCUUCCAGGAUACCUAUUCACGGCGCUUUCUGUGUUCACCUGGGUUUGCUGGAUUAAACCACACGACAUCAUCGUCAACCAACUUUUCGGCUACCAAUCUGGUCUCGGCAUGUCCCUCAUCACCUUCGACUGGACACAAAUUGCCUACAUCGGAUCCCCACUCGCAACACCUUGGUGGGCCGAAGGGAACGUUGCCAUCGGUUUCGUCCUCUUCUUUUGGAUCCUCACACCUGCCCUCCACUACACCAAUGUCUGGUACUCUCAAUACAUCCCCCUCAUGUCCCGCGAAGCCUUCGAUAACACCGGAGCCCACUACGACGUCAUGCGUAUCCUCACCUCAGAUUUCAAAUUCGACAUGGACAAGUAUAAAGCUUACAGCCCGUUAUUCCUGAGUACGACAUUCGCGGUCUCGUACGGGUUGAGUUUUGCGAGUAUAACGGCAACGAUCGUACACGUCUUUCUCUACUACCGCAAACAGAUCUACAUCCAAGCCCGUCGUUCACUCGGUGAACAACCCGACAUUCAUGCCCGACUCAUGGCACGGUACCCGCAAGUUCCGGAAUGGUGGUACAUGUGUAUAUUCAUGUCGAUGUUCGCGUUUGGAGUGGUCACAAUCGAGCUGAACGAGACUGAGAUGCCCAUAUGGGCGUUCUGUCUCGCAUUGUUGAUUAGUUUCUUUUAUAUAAUCCCGAUUGGGAUCAUCCAAGCCAUCACGAACCAGCAAAUUGGGCUGAAUGUGAUUACGGAGCUGAUCAUUGGGUAUUUGCUACCUGGGAGGCCGUUGGCGAUGAUGUUGUUCAAGACUUGGGGAUAUGUGACCAUGGCUCAAGCCCUCAUGUACACAUCUGAUUUCAAACUAGGCCACUACAUGAAGAUUCCUCCACGAACUCUCUUUUGGUCCCAAGUAAUAGCAACCUCCAUCGCAGGCACGGUCCAACUCGGCGUUCAAUCCUGGCUUUUCACACACGUCCCUGACAUGUGUAUCCCCAACCAAUCCUCCCACUUCACAUGCCCCAACACCGAAGUGUUUUACACCGCUUCUGUCGUAUGGGGAGUCGUAGGACCCAGGUUACAAUUCAGUGCAGGACAGGUGUAUAACCCUUUGCUUUAUGCGUUCCUGGUGGGCGCGGUGGCUCCGAUCGUACCUUGGUAUAUCAAUAGGCGAUAUCCUGGAGGCUGGUUCCGAUAUGUCAAUAUCCCUGUCAUGUUGAAUGGCACAGCGUGGAUACCACCAGCAACGGCUGUCAACUACGUACCUUGGACGAUCGUCGGGUUCAUCUUCCAAUACGUCGUUCGCAGACGACAUUUCGGCUGGUGGUCUAAGUACAACUGUACAUCUCUCUUUCUUCACUUCUAUGCUGUACCUUUCGAACUGACCAUUACUGUUACAUAUCGUAGACGUUUUGUCAGCGGCGUUAGAUGCAGGAACAGCUAUUGGCACAAUACUUGUUUUCUUCUGUCUACAGUUCCCUCAAAACGGCAAUAUCGGACGAAACUCGAUACAAAGCUGGUGGGGGAACACCGUUUGGCAGCGUACUGCAGACUACGCCUCGACACCAUUAAAGAAAGUCGACCCUGGCUCAGUAUUCGGGCCAUCAGAAUGGUAGCAUAUCCUCUUUACUCACUUACUAACGACUCGUUGCUUUCUCUUGCUUCUCUCGCUUUUUUGCUUUCCUCCACCCCUCCUGCUCUUCGGACUAUAUCUGUAGAUCUACACUAGCACAUUCCUGAACCACUUAAAGGCAAUUGUAUCACCAUAUGCACAGUAUCUGUACUAUUAUCUUAUCCUAGUCAUUUAUACGGCUUGUUAUGAUAUGAUAGGUUUUUCUAUUGACUUUCCCCUUCCACUGAAGUCAGCAAUGCAAUGAAGUCUCAGCAGAGCUUGCUGGAAUAUUGC
Somion occarium is the source of this 2876-nucleotide messenger RNA. The record is from the annotation of a GenBank genome assembly. NCBI's taxonomy places the organism in Eukaryota, Fungi, Basidiomycota, Agaricomycetes, Polyporales, Cerrenaceae.